UUAUGUUGCUCGUAGAGCUAGAUCUCCACCUCACUAUCUAGGACCCUUCUCCUUUCCAGGUACAUCUCUAAAUUUUCUAACUCCCAAGGGACGCUAGGCUCUCUACCUCUCCAUAGAUUUCUCUCACUCUCAACAAACCCCUUUACACCCUUCAUACAAACCACCAGAAACCCCAAUUCCUCUCGUUCACAAUCAAACACAUCCCACCACGCAGCUGGCAACUUAAUCUCGCAUUCCCGAGCCCCUAUAUAUACCGCAGCAACAGCCAAAGAGUUCGGUUGAUGUGUUAGGUAUAAAAGACUUGGCGAAAGCAACGCAUCUGUUAGAUAUCCGAACGAUCUCUUCACAAAUUCCGCCGAGAGCACCGAGAGUGACUGGAUGUAGUUUAUGCAAAGGGUGUAGGGCAGCGAAAGGUGUGUCUGGAAUCCACAGGCCUUUAGGAUCUCGCUUUCGACAUUGAGUAGGCGUGUUCGCUUGUUGUAAUAUUCCUGCUCUGUAACAUAGUACUCUUUCGGAGGUAUCGAUUCUCGGCCGGUAGCGGGGGCCGGGGAGAUCGGCGAAGGUGACGGGGUAUUGAGCAGAUAGGUAGUCACGUUUAUAAUAUCUCGGGGCUUCGCCGGAUGCUCUGUGAGCUUCGAAGAUAAGAAGAUUGCGGCGUGGCAGGUGUCGAUAAUCGCACAAGAACGCAUGCUCGACAGGAGGUAGAAACGCUGGAACAGGACUAUUGCCGUAGCAACUGUCUUCUGCGGCCUAUGAAAAGUCAGCAGUUGUACUGUAGCAUAAGACGGGGUGGAUGUAACGGGGGGGGAAGGGGUGACAUGCAAUCGCAAAAGUACGCCGGCGCCUUGAAUGAGCUCGCUUCCCGCCCAUCUCAAUGAGGUCUCUAGGUCAGCUGGAACCCCAUCAGCUCGGCUGGGUGAUGAGGCAAGCUGAUCCACUGUCGCAAGGGGGUUGCAGAGAAGGGAGACCAUGUUGACUUGAUUUGUAUAACGAGGUGAGGCAGCGGUUAUGUAUUCCACCGCUAUGUCAACCCGCUGGCAGCGCGGACGGGUGUGAUGACGAGAACCAGCGACAAGCUCUAAAUUUAAGAAUGGUAUGAUACGAUGUAAAGUGAGGCUCUGCGGCAGGGUCUCCUCCCUGGCAUGGUGAUGGGACAAGGCUGGGUUGAAGCGGUUACGGUAGAGUACGGGCACUUGCACCAAGGUUUUUGCUACAUAGGAAACACGACACUCUCUAUUCCGGAUAUGAUACCGUACCGGUACGGUGGUCUUCUCUCUCCUUGCGCCGGGACUCCGGGUUGGCGUGCGGGUGGGGAGCUCUCUAUAAAUGCCCCUUCCAGAUCCUGUAAAUUAAGUUCCCAAGGACCACCAAUCGAAGGCCGAGCGGUUGGGCGCUGACUACCGCAACAGUCCCACCGGCACCUGCUCUUGUCUAAUCCCAAGCUGGACGAGAGCUCAUCUAUUUCCCUUUGCUUUGUCAUAUCAUACCGGUGUGGCGCGAGGAAGGUUUUAGGGGUUUCUCUGGUCAUGUUUUCUGGGUUUUUAUCAUACCCAUAGAAUUUUCUGUUUGGGAUGAGGCUUAGUAGGUGGAUGUUUUUCAUCUGGAGGCAUGGCCUUGCCUUCCUCAGAGAGAGGAGGAACAACACAGCCAGGACCCAUCCUGUACAACCAACUCCACCACCUUCUCUUACUAUCAUAUCUGGAUGUUGUUUUCCCCACUCUUUUCUCUUGCUUUCUCACUGUGUUGUACUGUCAACUUUAUCAGCAUAAUUGUACACUCUUAUCUGAUUGAAUAUCACAUCACUGGCAUACAGCUAUCACAAUUGCACAGGUGUCAGCUUGGUCAAUCACACCAUCCAAAUUACGGAAGACAACCGAGACACUUCCACACCGGUACGGCAUUCCACCCUCUAAAACUUUCUUAGGUCAUCUUCGGAUGCAGGGGAAAAGAGCACGUGACCACAGGUGCUCAGUGCCUGUUUUCCCUGCCAGCUGCUCACACUCUCCUGUUACAUGAAGCAUCCGCAACCCUUUUACUUUCAGCCUAACAACCACCCGCUCAGACAUCAUGGGCGAAAAAAGCUGUGGCAAACCUCCGAAUUAUCCCUUUUGGUUCGGGGGUAGUGCGAGUUGUAUGGCUGCUUUCUUUACACAUCCUUUGUAAGUGUUAUCAAUGGAUUUGCCAUGAGCAUGAAAUAUAACUAACAUUGAAUAGGGAUUUGGUCAAAGUAUGUGCUUCUGGUGCGGUAGCUCUAAGCUCGUGAAUCGUGUCCCCUAAUACAAGGCUACGAGUUCUUAGGUCCGCCUCCAGACUAUGUCUAAGGUUCCCGGAGCACAAAUAUCAAUGGUUGGGACAUUCCUCAAGAUUGUCCGUUAUGAAGGUUAGAGGAAGCUGCCCCCUCUAUUUCAAUCUGAUUUUCAGGCCUAGGUUAUACUGAUGAGACUGUUGUGUGUGAUCGCAGGACCAAUUGCGGUUUAUAGUGGGGUAAGCCAUGGUGCAAGCCUACUGGGAGAGUACUUUAGGGCUAUCUUCUGACACUCUCCGAAGCUGUCCGCAAGCAUCCUGAGACAAGGUUUGCGCACUUGCUCUAGAUAAACUCAUGAAACGUAGUCACUCAAUAUUUAUUUGGGCUUUCAGCUACGUACUCUACAGCAAGGUUCGGUGUCUAUGCAGAGAUGAAGCAACACUUCUCGCCAGAUGACGAAAAGCUGCCUUUUGUAAAGCUUUCCGCUAUGGCGGCAGCUUCGGGCUGGUGAGGAGGCUCCUAUGACCCAUGCUCCAUGGCUUACAAUCCCCAGGAUAGGUGGCGCUGCAGGUAAUCCUGCGGAUAUCAUAAAUGUCCGCAUGCAGCAAGAUCGCGCAAAUCCUCCGGCUCGGCGUAGAAAUUACCGAAAUGCAAUAGACGGAAUCGCGCGUAAGUGAUUAUCUAAAUUCUUACCAAGGUCUUGACCGCUCCUGAUAUUGGGACAGGUAUGACGAGAGAGGAGGGCAUUCACUCCUUGUUUCGUGGGAUUUGGCCGAAUACUCUUCGGGCUGCUCUUAUGUCCACUUGUCAACUUGCCACCUACGACCAAUUCAAGGCGCAGCUUAUAAAGCUCCCCUUCUUUGAGGAUGGGUUGGUCACGCAUUUUAGUGCUAGCCUGAUGAGCGGGCUUGUUGCGACGACCGUUUGUUCGCCCGUGGACGUUAUAAAGACCAGAAUUAUGACCUCCCAUGAUUCUCGUGGUAUCGUGCAUCUCCUUACCGAUAUUACUGGGAAGGAGGGCGUCUCCUGGAUGUUCCGGGGAUGGGUUCCUUCGUUCAUCCGUCUAGGGUAUAUUUCUCGACAAACGCUCCGCUAUGGAAUUUGUGGCCGCUAACUAUGCAAAAGGCCCCAAACGGUCCUGACAUUCAUCGCACUCGAACAGCACCAAAAAGUCUGGCGGUGGAUGCACGACAAUAGACAUGAAAGCUUAACUUACUGAGAAAAUCACAGUUCCAUCCCCCAGUCUCUUCCAGAGUUGUAGAGAUUUUAGAGAUCACACGUAUCCAGCAUUAUAUCCCUGGAGUAUAGUAUUUUGGGCAUGUUAGAUUCCCCUAGUUUCCGUUUUUAGUCUUUUCCUAGGUUUUGUAUGCCGUUUGGCGCUCUCAUGGGUACACUAUAUCGGUUGAGUUUGCUGCCUUCAUGGUUUAUCGAACCGUUUAUUUAUUCGGCCUCUAAUUCCUAUUCUUUUUUUUCUUCCGUUAUUUGGGCGGGUGGCGGGUUCAUAGGUUCUCACUCAAAUGGCGGAGUCGGUGAAUAUACGAGUGCAGCCGCGUCCGUAAAGUUCUCGUAUAGUACCCUUUCUUGCGCCCCAAGAACUAAAACAAGAAAACAGAGGGAGGCUUCCAGACACUUGUUCCCAGAUAUGCCUCCAGGGAAAUUGUAAACUUUUGUCACAAUUUGUUUUUACUGAAGGCUGAGAGAGAGGGGAUUAGCGAAGUGCUCCUAAGGGCUGGGGCACUUGGAAGGGUGAGGACGUUUAUCGUAACUUUACGGAUGCCGUUGCGGGACGGGGGUUGCACCGGAGGGGGUAAUAUGGCGGGCUGUAGACUACCGGUACAGUACGAGUAUCAUACUUUUUUUUUUUUAUCUGAUAGAAUAUAACUGUUUAAGGUACAGACCUUGCAUAC
Messenger RNA from Tuber aestivum (summer truffle), 4152 nucleotides. The record is from the annotation of a GenBank genome assembly. NCBI's taxonomy places the organism in Eukaryota, Fungi, Ascomycota, Pezizomycetes, Pezizales, Tuberaceae.